AUUCCCCUCUUCGUAGUACAUCUUCAUUCAAUGUCAUCAUGAGCUCCUUGGUAGGCGGAGUCACAGGGCAUCAUCGCCUUCGUACUCAAUGCGGCAUUUGCGGCAAAGCAUUGUUGGCUGGCGUGAGUUUUGUGGCUUUGCUAGGUAACGGUCUUGAACCUGAAUUAGGGCUUUGUCUAGACCGCGCGGUAUUCCCAGACUCUCGGAACAUCAGGGUUGGCACGAAAGUCCUGUGCUGGGCACCGAGCUGCCGGCGAUGCACAGAUGCUACCGAGGCAGUAGGCUUACAUUCUACCUGCCUGAAUCUGUUCCAAGAACACUGCAAAAUCGACAAUGCGGUCGACAGAUUAUGGAUAACAAUUGGCAAGAGGAACCUCUGGCAACGUGCUCCAAUGCUUCAGCUGGACCGUGAAACAGGACUUGACAUCGAAAUUGUCCGCGAGAAAGCAGAGGCUUAUGGUAUUCGACUAUUGAAGCUCCUACCAGCAGAGCUCAUCCACAUGGUACAAGAGUACAGCGAUUCGGCGACGUUCUGGCGCUACAUCCAUGUUCUCAGCAUAGCUCGGGAGUUGUCCCGCUUACAGUCCGAUACCGCUCCACCAGUUACUUCGAUACCUUUGUGUAAUAUCCUAUCCUGGACACGAGGAGAUUGCGCUGCUGUGUUAUCAAGCAACUGCCCGCCAGUAGUACGCUUGACUCUUGAUCACAGGGGAAUACGAAAGAUAGAAAGGCUGUCAAAAUCAUCAUACGAACCCCAACGUUCGGACAGGGAGGCAUUUGUAAUCUCGCCUGCGAUAUGCUUUCAGGAUGUUGUGGCUGUACUGAAGGUGAUGAGGUUGCUCUGGAUAUUGCAAUGAUCUGAACUGACCCAGUACACCUAGUGUCAUGUGUUGCGGCUUGAGCUCCCUGCAUCUCUGUUGGGGUUUCACAUCUGGGACACCCCCAAACCCCCUGGUAUUGAGGACUGCGACUUUUACGGCCGCGUGACACCAUCCAUGCAAUUCAAGACCACCAACCUACGCAGUGUAACGGGCCUCACGUUUUUCUUCUCUUUCAGUAAGCUCUACGCAAUACACGCGCAUACACAUGCGAGACCUUGUGCAACGAAAACAUUCGACCGGCUUCCUGUGAAAAGACAGGAAAGUGUCGUCUGGAUAUACCUACCGAUGCCCAGAGAUGAAGAAAUCACCUCGAUCGCGAUGCGGUUGAAAGUUGAAGGAGGAGGGGCUACAACGCAGAAGCCCUUUUUCAUGAUUCGUACAAAGCUAGCCGGGGAUGUGUAUGUUGGCCCAUGCCAUCUUAGGCAGCACAGAGAUAUUGUUCUCAGCCAGUCAAGCCCAGAACUGCUCAUUCACAAUGUUGCAGAUGUCGGACCAGCUACUGUAUUCGGAACAUAUCCGCGGAAGCAGCACCGUGAUAGCCUACCGCCGUUCAACAACCGCUGGCCGAAUAUGGAUCCUCUUCUUCAUCUAAUGUUCGAGCAUAUGUAUCUUUCAGUGGCGCCAUUAAAAGACGUGACUGGCAUUAAGGUCGUAGAAGACGAGAACUUUGAAUGCAAGGGUAUGAUAUUCGACUAUAGUAACGGUGCUCAGAGAGCCUUGGGGGACUGUAGAUUUGGUCAUUAUCGUGUCAAGACGUAUGUGAGUCCACGGCGGUUGUGCUACUGUCAUGUCCAACCUACACCAGCGAUAGUGCGAGGCGUUCAUGUCGAGAUUGGAAGUGAAUCGGACCAUGCACACAGCGGCGAUGACUGGAAGUGCUCGGAGAUGGAAGGGAAUAUCGAGUUUUGGUUCUCCAAGGAACAUUCGGUCAUUGUCUGCCACUCCAUUGAGAGCACAGCAGCGCCAUGAGGGGUCUGGAUACUUGGCAGCCCUUUGCUUCCUUGGCGGUUAUUCUAGUUUCGUCUUGAUCAACAGAUAUGCAAAUGCAGAGACCCUCAGCUCACUACCAGUAUACGUCAGUGUAUUGAUGAUCCCCAAGCGCGAAAUCGUGAUCCAGCUGGAGUCAUAGCAGCUCAAGAUCGCCCAGCUCAGCACGGACUUGUCAGCUUGUCGACACCAAGAAUAGGGAAACAGCCCAAUUGCCG
Molecule: messenger RNA, 2086 nt
Organism: Fusarium odoratissimum NRRL 54006
Lineage: Eukaryota; Fungi; Ascomycota; Sordariomycetes; Hypocreales; Nectriaceae
Exons: 3
Coding region: 996-1850 (284 amino acids)
Source: RefSeq, a predicted model, not a curated record